ACCUGAAAGCGGCGCCGGGGCACCGGGGGAAUAACUGAGACAGAGAGAGAGAGUUUUUUAUGUAAGUCUUGUUGGGGCAGACAUGGGAGCCCUCGCUCCGGUGGCAACUCAUUGGCUUCCCCAAGAUGAUCUUCUGCUUAAAAACGCCGUUGAGGCUGGUGCAUCAUUGGAAUCCCUUGCAAAAGGCGCAGUGCAAUUUUCUCACAGAUUUACUGUUCAAGAAUUGCAAGAUCGUUGGCAUACUCUUCUGUAUGACCCAGUUGUUUCUUUUGAGGCAUCAGUUCGCAUGAUUGAGUUUGAACAAUCUGCUCCAAUGGCACAAUCAAAAUUGAACAGGAUUGACAAUAAUAAAGAGGCAAAGUGCAUUUCAAGGAAGAGAAAAGCAAAAACUGUACGUAAAUGCUAUUAUACUAUGCGAAAAAGAAUAUGUAAUGAAUCUUUUGACUCGAUAGAUUUGAUAUUUCUGGAUGAAUCGAGUUAUGGUGAUGUUGGAAAUGGAAAUGGACCUACAUCUAAUGGUUUCCUGCUCGGAGAUCAAAUUUCAAACUAUUUUGGGAAUCAAGAACUAAAUUUUGGAGCUAUAGAUCAUUCUCUUGGAAAACUUGGAGUCAAUGAAGGCGGUUCAUGUGGUGAUGGCCUUUCCGCUGCUGCAUGUUGUACAGGAUUAAAUGAUCAUCAUAGAUUUUCCCCUGGUCAAGGCAAUCAGCCUCAAAAUCUUUGUCCUCCAUUUGACGAAAAUCUUUCUUUGACUGGGGAUCACAUUUCAAUUAAUGAAUAUGGCCCAUCUCAAGAAUUACAAGCUUGUAAUUUACUUCAAUCUUUGAAUGUAGAGGAAAAACCCCAAAACAUGUUUGGUCAAAGUGUUGAUAAAGAAGGAAACGCCUGUUCUGGAUCUACAUGCCAGGUGAUUAACUCAUCUUUAUCUGAUUGUGGUACUGUUUUACAGAGUUUGGGUUAUUGUUCUCCUAUCACUCAGAUGCCAGUUUUGAGUAGCAUUGACAACAUUUCAGCAUCUGCUUGCCCUGGUGUCUGCCUUGGAGAUAAUGAACAGCAUGGAGAAGAUGAACUUCUAAUUUUGGACGACAUUGAUGUCCCUUCAAAAUCUGAAAUAAAAGAUCAAACCAUGUCUGGUAUCAUGACUGAUUUCUCUCCUUGUGCUGAAAAUUUUUCUUCAAAUCAAACAAUAGGUGAUGAAAGGAACAUUUUGGCUCCAAAUGCUGAAGAGUAUUUUGAACAGUUAUCCAAUUCGUUGCUCAAUUUCACUUCUGAGGAUGAGCAACUUUUCAUGGAUGCUGAUGCUGAUGGGAAGGACAUCAUUGAUAAAUCUUAUAUUGAGAACUUAAGCUCACUCUUGUUGGAUUUUCCUGAUGGAAGUGAUGUACCCAGUCUAGGUCUAUCAGAAGCUUCAGUCGCUCCACAAGAAUGCCUUAAUAUUUCUAAUGCUGUAUACCAGGGACAGGAAUGCCUUGAUAUUCCUAGUGCUGCACCCCAGGGACAGGAAUGUCUUGAUAUGUCUAUCGCUGAACACCUUGGAGAUUCAGGUGAAAACAAGCAAUAUGAUUGUGGUGACGGACGACAAGUUUGGAGUGUGGAGGCUCAAAGGUUAUCUUCUGCUUUGACUGUGAAUCCUAUAUUUCCAGAACUGCGCAAUGGAGUUAUUUGCUGCACACUCAACACUGAAGACACUGAGAUUCCUGACAAUGACGAUGUUUUUCUUCCCAUUUGGAUGCCAUGCUCAUCUAUCUCUUUGAUAACUAAUGCAAAAUCUGAUGAAGCUUAUUAUCCCAUGACCUCAUCUGUGAAUGAUUUCUCACAUGGUGAAAAGGCUACUGCUGGAGUUAUGGUCAAAUGCGAACCAAGAAGCACCAGUAAAGUACAUGUGCCUCCCCAAGAAUCAAGAUUUCUAUCAGAAAUGGGUCAUAACCAUCAAUGUAAUGAUGACGGGCUUAGAUUUGAACUGCCUUGUAGUGAUGUCCCACAUGUUGCACUCAAGAAGACAGGUGGUAGUGAGUGUCCAAAUGGUGCUAAUAUAAAACAUUUAAGCAACAAGGAUAUCAUCAACGAAUCUCUUAACAAUGGUUUGAUGAAGCAAGCAGAAAACAGUGAUCAAAAUGACAACUCUGGUGAUUACGACAGACAAAAGAAAGCUAUCGUCUGUAAGCAGGAAGGAGAUUGUAUAUCUCCUGUUCAGAUAAGCGAUGAUAUACAUGCAGAAUUGUACUCCAUAGGACAGAUAGUUCCGAAUCAAGCUGUAAAUUGUGCUUUAUCUGAUGAGGAAGAGUUUUCUUGUGAGAGUGAUGAUGAUGUGCCAUAUUUUUCUGAUGUUGAAGCAAUGAUCCUCGAUAUGGAUUUAAGUCCUGAUGAUCAGGAUGUUUAUCACAGUCCAAGAGUCUUAAGAUACCAACAUGAAGAUGCAAGAAAAACAAUCAUAAGGCUGGAGCAGGCUGCAGAUGCUUGUGUGCAGAGAUGCAUUGCAGCUCAGGGAGCACUUGCUGUUCUAUAUGGCCGCCGCUCAAGACACUUCAUAAAGAAACCCGAGGUGUUACUGGGGAGAGGAACAAAAGAUUUCAAAGUUGAUAUUGACUUGGGAAGGGAAGCCCGUGCAAACAAGAUUUCCAGACGGCAGGCCACUUUAAAGAUGGAGAUUGAUGGAUCAUUUCUUUUAAAAAACCAUGGAAAAUGUCCAACUUUUGUUAAUGGCAAAGAAGUACUGCCUGGGCACAAUGUCAACCUUAUUUCUGGCUGUUUAAUUGAGAUGGGGAGAAUUACAUUUGUAUUUGAGACAAAUAGAACUUUGCGUAAAGCAUAUCUUGAUAAUAUAUGCGGUAUGAAGUCAGACCUGGGAUCGCAAGACAUGGAUUGAAACAAGUACUGGAAGGUGCGCGUUUCCUUGUUCUUUAGCAGCAGAUUCCUGAAAAUAGGUUCUAAAUACCUUUAUUAUAUCAGCACUUGUUCUGAUCUCUACCUUUUGUAGCCCACUCUGCGUGGAAAUAGUUUCUUUUUCUCUGAGCAGACGCAUAAAUUCCAAUUUUUGUCCACCAAAAAUCCAAUCUCACCUUUCAUUUGUGGGUUUGGGACCAAAAAUUUUGCUUUGCGUGUCAUAUGUUGGUGGCUAUUCAAAAACAGACGCUGCGUGCACAUUGACUACUUGGCGAACAAAACCAAACCGUGAAUGGAAGUUGUCCAUAUUCACAUAAUCAAAGUUUUGAUAUUUCUUGUUUAUUUAUUUGUU
Coffea eugenioides is the source of this 3232-nucleotide messenger RNA. RefSeq lists its product as uncharacterized. The record is from RefSeq and is a predicted model, not a curated record. Gene Ontology annotation, molecular function: protein binding; G-quadruplex RNA binding. Bases 83 to 2863 code for a protein of 926 amino acids. Gene Ontology annotation, biological process: positive regulation of transcription by RNA polymerase II. Gene Ontology annotation, cellular component: Ino80 complex; NSL complex; MLL1 complex. Lineage: Eukaryota; Viridiplantae; Streptophyta; Magnoliopsida; Gentianales; Rubiaceae. The transcript is spliced from 7 exons.